AUGUUUGCCACACCUAAUAUUACGGGAGAUGAGAAUCCAGUUUUGGACCUUGUCCUCCUCUCCACAAACUCCCACAUGACUGUGCCCAUGGCAGGAACCCCAACGAUCGCGGACACUGUCCAUUUAGUGAGCAGCGUCUGUCUGCCAGAUAAGCGCACCGUGACCAAGCGUCUUUGCAACGCUCUACCCUCCCCUCUACGCCGCAUCCCCGACGACGAAACCGGCAAACGAUGCAACUUCGUUGUCUUUCAAGGGGACGUCUUCAAUGAAUCCCCCUUCGUCAAAGGCCCCUUACCUCCAAGCCUCCCGAUAUCCUACCCGGACCGGAUGCCCCGCCGGUCACGCUCCUGCCAGUUGAGUACGACGACUACGCCGUUUCCGGGUAUCGCGAGUUCUGCAACCUCCGCGCCGAGGGUGUCAUCUCCGAGGCUGUACGCUUCCAGGUCCCGCUCCCGACGCCACUCAACGUUGUAG
Molecule: messenger RNA, 474 nt
Organism: Letharia columbiana
Lineage: Eukaryota; Fungi; Ascomycota; Lecanoromycetes; Lecanorales; Parmeliaceae
Exons: 1
Coding region: 1-474 (157 amino acids)
Source: RefSeq, a predicted model, not a curated record